This is a messenger RNA of Oxyura jamaicensis (ruddy duck), 3408 nucleotides long. RefSeq names its product laminin subunit beta-2-like. NCBI's taxonomy places the organism in Eukaryota, Metazoa, Chordata, Aves, Anseriformes, Anatidae. Gene Ontology annotation, cellular component: laminin trimer. Gene Ontology annotation, biological process: basement membrane assembly; cell migration; substrate adhesion-dependent cell spreading. The record is from RefSeq and is a predicted model, not a curated record. Gene Ontology annotation, molecular function: extracellular matrix structural constituent.
CCCCCAGCCCCACCACUUUCCCCCCGGUGCCUCCCAGCUGGUGCUGCUGCCACGUGUGUCAGAGCUGCCGGGCUUCCAUGGGGCGGCAGCCGACGCAGUGCAGCGGCGCGAGGAGCUGGAGCGGUACCGGUGCCUGGAGGCUUUCCGCAUGGCCCCCCCGCACACCCUGGCCGAAGCCUGCGCCCGCCUGGUGUGCAGCGUCUCGGCCCUGCUGCACGACGGCGCCCUGCCCUGCCAGUGCGACCCGCAGGGCUCCCGCAGCAGCGUGUGCCGGGCGCUGGCGGGGCAGUGCGAGUGCAAGCCCCACGUCCUCGGCCGCCGCUGUGACCGCUGCGCCCCCGGCAGCUACGGCUUCGGGCCCCUGGGAUGCAGCCCCUGCGCCUGCUCCCCGGAGGGCUCCGUGUCCCAGCUGUGCGACGCGGGCAGCGGGCAGUGCCGCUGCCAGCCCGGGGCCGUGGGCCGGCAGUGCGACCAGUGCCAGCCGGGCCACUGGGGCUUCCCCGCCUGCCGGCCCUGCCAGUGCAACGGGCACGCCGAGGACUGCGACCCCCGGACGGGCAGCUGCCUGCGCUGCCGAGACCACACCACCGGCCGGCACUGCGAGAGGUGCCAGGAUGGUUACUACGGGGACCCGGUGCUGGGUUCGGGGCAGCAGUGCCGCCCCUGCCCCUGCCCCGGCUACCCCGGCACGCGGCACUACCACGGGAGUGCCUGCCACGCCGACGAGGAGACGCACCACAUCGUGUGCCUCUGCGCGCCCGGAUACGCCGGGCCACGCUGCGACCGCUGCUCCCCUGGCUACUUUGGGGCGCCGGAGACAGAGGGGGGAGCGUGCCGGCCCUGCCAGUGCAACAACAACAUCGACACCAGCGACCCGGGGGCCUGCGACCCCCGCACGGGGCAGUGCCGCCGCUGCCUGUACCACACCGCCGGGCCCCGCUGCGCCCAGUGCCAGCACGGCUACUUCGGCAACGCUCUGCAGCGCAGCUGCCGGCGCUGCAGCUGCGACCCGCUGGGGACGCUGGCCUCCUACUGCGCCACCGGUGCCUGCGACUGUGACCGUGCCACAGGUGCCUGCACCUGCCGGCCCCACGUGGUGGGCAGGAGCUGCGACCGCUGCGCACCCCACUUCUGGAGCCUGGGGCGAGCAGGGGGCUGUGAGCCCUGCGGCUGCCACCCCACCCGCGCCCUUCACCCCGCCUGCGAUGUGGUCACGGGGCAGUGCCACUGCCGGCCCGGCUUUGGGGGCCGCGUCUGCUCCCAGUGCCAGGAGAAUCACUGGGGGGACCCCGAGCAGCAGUGCCGAGCCUGCGAGUGCGAGCCGCUGGGCGCCAAGAGCCCGCAGUGCGACCGAGCCAGCGGGCAGUGCCGGUGCCGGCCGGGCUUCGGGGGGCUGCGCUGCGACAGCUGCCAGCGGGGCUACCAGGCUGCCUUCCCCCGCUGCUCGCCCUGCCACCCCUGCUUCGGGCGCUGGGACGUGGCGCUGGGCAGCCUGCGGGACAGGCUGCGGCGCCUGGGGGCACGGGCGCGGGCUCUGCGUGAGGGGGGGUCUGCACCCCCGCUCAGCCCCCGCCUGCGGGCCCUGGAGGAGGCCCUGGGGCGCGCGGAGCGGCUGCUGGGCGAGGGGGGCAGCGCUGGCAGCCCCCUCCUGCAGGAGCUGGCCGGGCAGCUGGAUGGCACCAGGACGGAGCUGGACGACUUCUGGAAGCGGCUGCAGGAGCUGGAGCAACAUCUGGAUCAGCUGGAGCAGGCAGACCUGCGGCACCGCGACCGGCUGGCAGGGCUGAGCCGCGAGCUGGGGGGGCUCAACCGAACCACCUCCCACCUCCAGGGCGUCCUCGGCACCGUGGCGGCAGCUGGGUUUGGGGAGUCCUACCAGAGCAUCGUGGCGGCGGCGCGGGACUCGCGGCAGGCAGAGGCGGUGGCCAACGGCACGGCGGGGGAGCUGAGCGGGGCGCGGGCCACGCGGCGGGCGGCCGAGCGGGUGCUGCGGCAGCGGGGCGAUGCCUUCCGCCGCAGCACGGCCGCACAGCGGAAAUCCCUGCGGGAGGCACAGAAACGGGUGUCGGGACUCAGCGUGGCCAGGAUCAAUGAGAAGAUCUGUGGGGCGCCCGGGGACCGGAGCUGCGCAGAGUCACCCUGCGGGGGAGCCUUGUGUCGGGACAGCGCGGGGACGCGGCACUGCGGGGGCGCGGGGUGCUCGGGGGCUCUGCCCGUGUCAGCCCGAGCCCUGAGCAGCGCCCGCAACGCCUCGCAGCAGCUGGAGGAGGCACUGGGACAGCUGAGCGCUGUGGCACAGAAGAUGCAGGAGGUGCAGGACCUGGCGCAGGGUGCCCGCAGCCGAGCAGAGGAGGCACUGGGGAGGUCCCAAGCCGCCCGCAGCCGCGCCGAGAAGGCGACGGCGCAGCUGCGGGACUUCAUCCGGCGCAUCAAGGCCUUCCUGGCAGAGGAGGGAGCAGACCCAGGCAGCAUCGAGCUGGUGGCCCGGCACGUGCUGAACAUCUCCCUGCCCAGCAGCCCCGGCCGGAUCCAGGAGCUGCUGCAGGAGAUUCAGGAGAGCAUCGGGCAGCUGGACGGAGUGGACGCGGUGCUGAACAGCACGGCGCAGGGGCUGGCUGCAGCGAAAGAGCUGCUGGCACAGGGACAGGACGCCCGGGAGCGAGCGGAGGGCGUGAGGGACGAGCUGGCAGGGACGCAGCGCGUGCUGCAGAUGGCACAGGCGCAGGUGACGGUGGCAGGGAGCGCCCUGCAGAGCGCCAAGGACACCAUCCGGGCCGCCGAGAGCAGCGCCAGGGAGGCGGAGCGCAAGCUGCAGGCGCUGCAGGGGAAGGAGUCACGGCUGCAGCGGCGGCUGCGGGAGCUGGCACAGCGCGUCGCCGCCCUGCAGGAGCGGGGACAGGGCGCACGGCGCCUGGCCCAGGAAGCCAAGGAGGGGGCGCAGCGUGCCACCGCCGCCUCGGGGACGCUGAGCCAGGACCUGGAGCAGGUGACGCAGCGCUACGUGCUGCUGAAGGGCCGGGUGAGCGGGCUGGCCGGGGUGUCCGGCGGGGCCCUGCAGCGUGUGACACAGCUGACGGCGGAGGCCCGGGACCUCCUGGACAAGGCCAACAGCAGCAAGAAGAAGCUGGAAGAGCUGGAGCAGCACUUCGGGGCCAACGAGCAGGCGAUGACGGCCAAGGCGACGCAGCUGCAGGCGCUGGAGCGGCAGGUCUCGGGGCUGCUGCAGGAGAUCCAGGAGCGGGCCAACGCUUACGCCACCUGCUAGAGAGCUCCGCGGGGCCGGGCCGGGCCGGGCCGUGCCAAGCAACCCUCCCGGCCCCACGCGGGACACGGCCCCACGCCGCGUGGAAAGAGCCCGUGGGCGUCUGUAGCGCGGCUGCACCUGCAAAUAAAGCCCUGAGCCCCGGC